AUGCUCGGCCCAAUACUCCGAAGGCAAGUCCUUCAGUCGCGGUCGACCUUCCGACAUGCCCUCCCCUCCACCUCGAGCCUCGCAAGAUGGUACGCCUCCUACCCACCGCACACCAUCGUCAAGAUGCCCGCCCUGUCGCCAACCAUGACCGCUGGAAACAUUGGCGCAUGGCAGAAAAAGCCCGGUGAUACUAUUGCGCCGGGCGAUGUGCUGGUCGAGAUCGAGACCGACAAGGCCCAGAUGGACUUUGAGUUCCAGGAGGAUGGUGUGCUGGCCAAGGUCCUGAAGGAGACGGGCGAGAAGGAUGUCCCUGUCGGAAACCCAAUCGCUGUCCUUGUCGAGGAGGGAACCGACGUUUCCGCCUUCGAGGGCUUCAGCCUGCAGGACGCCGGUGGUGACGCCGCCGCCCCCGCCGAGAAGAAGGAGGAACCCAAGAAGGAGGAGUCGUCCUCUACGCCCGCACCGGCCCCCGAGCCUACGCCCGAGUCCGAAGACACCGGUUUCAAGGGCAAGUUCGAGACCGCCCUCGACCGUGAGCCGAACGCCUCUCCCGCUGCCAAGAGGCUCGCCAUCGAGAAGGGUAUCAAGCUGGCCGAGCUCAAGGGCACCGGGCCCAAGGGCAAGAUCACUGAAGAGGACGUCAAGAAGGCCUCCGCCUCCCCCGCUGCUGUGUCCGCCCCUGGCGCCGUCUAUGAGGACGUGCCUCUUACCGGCAUGCGCAAGACCAUCGCCAGCCGCCUGCAGCAGUCGUGGCGCGAGAACCCUCACUUCUUUGUCUCCUCCGCCAUCUCCGUCAGCAAGCUCAUGAAGCUCCGCCAGGCCCUCAACAGCUCUGCCGACGGCAAGUACAAGCUCAGCGUCAACGACUUCCUGAUCAAGGCCAUUGCUGCUGCCGCCAAGAAGGUCCCCGCCGCCAACGCAUCCUGGCAGGAGGGCGCCAUCCGGCAGUUCAGCACCGUUGACGUUUCCGUGGCCGUCGCCACCCCGGCCGGCCUGAUCACGCCCAUUGUGAAGGCCGCUGAGGGCAAGGGCCUGGAGACCAUCUCCUCCCAGGUCAAGGAGCUGGCCAAGCGCGCCCGCGACAACAAGCUCAAGCCCGAGGAGUACCAGGGCGGCACCAUCUCCAUCUCCAACAUGGGCAUGAACCCCGCCGUCGACAGCUUCACCGCCAUCAUCAACCCUCCCCAAGCUACGAUACUGGCCAUCGGUGCCCCCAAGAAGGUGGCCAUUCCCGCCGAGACCGAGGACGGCACCACCGGUGUCGCCUGGGACGACCAGAUCACCAUCACUGCCAGCUUCGAUCACAAGGUUGUGGACGGCGCGGUCGGCGCUGAGUUCAUGCGCGAGCUGAAGAAGGUCGUCGAGAACCCGCUGGAGCUGCUUCUGUAAGAGGAGGCGAGGGGGAGAAAAAGAGAAAGGGGAGAUACCACGCUAGCAUUGUCGUGGAGUAAAAGAAUAGAGUGAAUACCACAAAGCCACAUGUUGAUUCUCAGAUGUAAAGGUAUUUCAGGGGCGUAUGUACUAAUACAAUCAACUUGCUCGCGGCGGCAUCUUUUUUUCUUCC
This is a messenger RNA of Cryphonectria parasitica EP155, 1564 nucleotides long. RefSeq names its product Dihydrolipoyllysine-residue acetyltransferase component of pyruvate dehydrogenase complex, mitochondrial. Gene Ontology annotation, biological process: pyruvate decarboxylation to acetyl-CoA. Gene Ontology annotation, molecular function: dihydrolipoyllysine-residue acetyltransferase activity. Lineage: Eukaryota; Fungi; Ascomycota; Sordariomycetes; Diaporthales; Cryphonectriaceae. The transcript has 2 exons. The record is from RefSeq and is a predicted model, not a curated record. Bases 1 to 1389 code for a protein of 462 amino acids. Gene Ontology annotation, cellular component: pyruvate dehydrogenase complex.